UUCAUCAGGUUCAUCAAAAAUAUGGAGACCAGAAAUCAAACAGCUGUUUCAGAAUUCCAUCUCCUGGGACUGACAGGUGACCCAGAACUGCAGCCCCUCAUCUUUAGCCUGUUCCUAUCCAUGUACCUUAUCACAGUGCUUGGGAACCUGCUCAUCAUCCUGGCCAUCAGCUCUGACUCCCACCUCCACACUCCCAUGUACUUCUUCCUCUGCAGCUUGUCCCUUAAUGACAUCUGUUUAAGCUCAAGCAUAAUCCCUAAGAUGCUUGUGAACAUCCAAGUAAAGAAUCAGAGCAUCACCUACACAGGCUGCCUCUUCCAGGUCUGCUUUGUCUUAGUUUUUGUCGCCAUGGAAAGUUGCCUGCUUGCAGUGAUGGCCUAUGACCGCUAUGUGGCCAUUUGUCAUCCACUUAGGUACACAGUCAUCAUGAAGCCCUGUCUGUGUGUCCUUCUGGUUCUGGUCUCUCUAUCCACCAGUAUUGUAGAUGGCUUGCUGCACACUCUGAUGGUGCUGCUGUUGUCCUUCUGCACAGACCUGGAGAUCCCCCACUUCUUCUGUGAACUUGAUCAGGUCAUCAAGCUGGCCUGUUCUGAUACUCUCAUUGAUAACAUCCUUAUAUAUAUUGCAGCUUGCAUAUUUGGUGGUGUUCCUCUCUCUGGGAUCAUUUUCUCUUACUGUCACAUCGUGUCUUCUGUCUUGAGAAUGCCCUCACCAGGAGGAAAGCAUAAAGCCUUUUCUACCUGUGGGUCUCACCUGUUUGUUGUUUUCUUGUUCUAUGGCACAGGUUUGGGGGUGUACAUUAGCUCUGUAGUUACUGACUCUCCCAGGAAGUCAGCAGUGGCCUCAGUGAUGUACACUUUGGUCCCUCAAAUGCUGAACCCCUUUAUCUACAGCCUGAGGAACAGGGACAUGAAGGAGGCCCUGAGGAAGCUCAUCAGUAGAAUGCCAUCAUUUCAUUCUUCUGUAAAACUUAGAUUUCCUUUAGAAAUACUUAUAAACACUCGUGUGAAUCCAAUAGAGAGGAAAGGUGUAUCCAUGCCCGAGUGUGUGGGAUUUGGGUGUGAACUGACAAAGGGGAAGGAAGAGUUGGUGUCUCAGGAGUCUCAGGGUGAGGGACACCAACAGCAAGCUGGGAAAGGAGAGAGGCAAGGGACCUGUCAAACUGUAGCCUUUUCCAUGGCUACAUCCAUUCCAAUGAUCACACGUCGCAAGGGUCUCAAGCUCAUCGAGUUGCCUGUUGAGUCUGCAUCAGGAAAGCCUCGGGUUCCAAACACCAGGGGACCUUUGCUCAGUGUUCUUCCUCUCUCUGCUGUGCUGCUCCUCUUCCUCCUCUAG
Messenger RNA from Sciurus carolinensis (gray squirrel), 1335 nucleotides. RefSeq names its product olfactory receptor 7G2-like. Gene Ontology annotation, cellular component: membrane. Bases 22 to 1335 code for a protein of 437 amino acids. The record is from RefSeq and is a predicted model, not a curated record. Gene Ontology annotation, molecular function: G protein-coupled receptor activity; olfactory receptor activity. Lineage: Eukaryota; Metazoa; Chordata; Mammalia; Rodentia; Sciuridae. The transcript is spliced from 3 exons. Gene Ontology annotation, biological process: G protein-coupled receptor signaling pathway.